Molecule: messenger RNA, 486 nt
Organism: Miscanthus lutarioriparius
Lineage: Eukaryota; Viridiplantae; Streptophyta; Magnoliopsida; Poales; Poaceae
Source: the annotation of a GenBank genome assembly
AUGGUCGCCGCCGCGCUCACUGAGCGUGCCCGCCGGACGGCCUCCCUCGCCGGCGCCACGCCCUCCGUCUUCCUGCUCGUGCCGCAGUUCUUCCUCGUCGGCGCCGGGGAGGCCUUCACCUACGUCGGCCAGCUCGACUUCUUCCUGCGCGAGUGCCCCAGGGGAAUGAAGACCACGAGCACGGGGCUCUUCCUCAGCACGCUCUCGCUCGGCUUCUUCUUCAGCACCACCAUCGUCAGCGCCGUGCACGCUGUCACCACCUCAGGCGCAGGCGGGCGGAGGUCCUGGCACACCGACGACCUCGACCAGGGCAGCCUCCACAAAUUCUACUGGCUGCUGGCCGCCAUCAUCGCCGUCAACCUGCUGGCCUUCGUGGCCGUGGCCAGGGGAUACGUCUACAAGGAGAAGCGCCUGGCGGAGGCGGGCAUCCACCUCGUCGCCCACGAUGACGACGUCCUCGUCCAUGCCUCAACUGCUGCUGAAUGA